Messenger RNA from Doryrhamphus excisus (bluestripe pipefish), 2083 nucleotides. It is a transcript of the gene aldh3b1, whose product is annotated as aldehyde dehydrogenase 3 family, member B1. Gene Ontology annotation, molecular function: 3-chloroallyl aldehyde dehydrogenase activity; aldehyde dehydrogenase (NAD+) activity. NCBI's taxonomy places the organism in Eukaryota, Metazoa, Chordata, Actinopteri, Syngnathiformes, Syngnathidae. Gene Ontology annotation, cellular component: cytoplasm. Gene Ontology annotation, biological process: aldehyde metabolic process. The record is from RefSeq and is a predicted model, not a curated record.
AUGGCGGAGUUUCAGCUCCAUGCCAUACUUCACUCUGUUCAAUUCGCUGGCCGUAGAUCGGCAUUUCCGUUCUUAACUCUACAAUCCUUGCCCGAGAUUUCGUAACCAUGAACCGGAAGUCCAUUUUUAGAAGCAGUAAGACACGUUUUUCAAGAUCCGUCGAAAAGCGUCACACCCCCUCAGUGGGAGCUCUUCAAAGUACAACUCAUCAGUGAUCAUCUCAUCGCUGCUCCAGGGUGGAUAAAACUGCAGGGACAAACAAUUCGGCUGUGGGUCUUCUACAUGAAAGAAUGGACACCCAGAGGGAAAUUGUGGACAGAUUGCGGUUGGCUUUCCACUCUGGCAUCACAUUGUCGGAGCAGUUUCGCUGUGCACAGCUUUCUAAACUAAUGUCCAUGAUUAAAGACAACGAGAAGGAUAUUUUGAGUGCAUUGCACAAGGACCUUGGCAAGCCUAAAUUUGAGGCCAUUCUGGCUGAGAUUGAUAUCGUGAUCAAUGAAAUACACUAUGCCAUCAAUAACCUACCAAGCUGGAUGCAGUCUGACUAUGUCAAUAAGACUCUGGCCACAAAAUUAGAUGACUGUUUUGUGCGGAAAGAACCAUUGGGAGUUGUGCUUAUCAUUGGAACAUGGAACUACCCGUUGCAGUUACUGCUUUUACCCAUGGUUGGUGCCAUUGCAGCAGGAAACUGUGUGAUCAUCAAACCCUCUGAGGUCAGUGCUGCCACAGACCUGCUGAUCGCAGACCUCAUCCCGAAAUACCUGUCACAGGACUGUUAUGCAGUGGUUAGUGGUGGAGCAGAAGAGACAAAGGCACUUCUGCAGAAUCGCUUUGACCAUAUCUUCUAUACUGGUUCUCAGACCGUGGCCCGCAGUAUUCUGCAGCAAGCCUCAGUUCACUUGACCCCAGUUACACUGGAGCUGGGUGGCAAAUGUCCAUGCUUAAUUUAUGGAAGAGUGAAUAUUGCGGCUGCUGCCCGCCGCUUAGCAUGGGCCAAGUUUUUUAACGCUGGACAGAGCUGUGUUGCACCAGACUAUGUACUGUGCUCCCAGGCCACAUGCAAUGCCCUUCUCCCAGCCUUGUGUGAAACCCUUAAGGAUUUUUAUGGCGAGGAGCCUCAAACAUCUCCCGACUUUUGUCGCAUUGUGUCACAGCGACACUGGACUCAUCUGACAGAACUACUGAAGAAGUCCAGCACCAAGGUUGUCAUUGGAGGACAAAGUGACCAGGAGGACAAAUACAUUGCUCCCACAGUGGUGGUGGAUGUAGCUAAAGAUGACGUGCUAAUGGAAAAGGAGAUUUUCGGCCCCAUUCUUCCCAUCAUUAGUGUUGAGUCUCUGGAGAAAGCCAUUGACUUUGUCAAUGACAAGGAGAAGCCAUUGGCCCUCUAUGUUUUCUCUGACGAAACCUCUGUUAUAAAAACAGUGCUGCAGAAAACCAGCAGUGGCGGGUUCUGCUCAAAUGAUGGAAUUGUCCACAUGUCGCUCCCAGGACUGCCUUUCGGGGGUGUAGGGGCCAGUGGCUGGGGAUCAUACCAUGGCCGCUGGGGCUUUGAGACAUUCAGCCAUCGGAGGGCCUGCAUGUUGCGUGGUUGGGCUUUGGAAAGACUGAACGGCCUACGCUACCCACCAUACCGAGAUGAUAAACUGAGCUGGCUGCGCUGGACCGCUGCACCCAAGACUUUUUGCUCAAUUAUGUGACAACAGACCAAGUAAUAAUUGAUAUCUCUCUUAUUGAUUGCCAUGAUUUGAAUUUUUUAAUCAUAAGAAAAUCUGCUUUUGACACAUUUGGUUAUAGUCUCACUUUUUAAAGUGACCUUUUUUGUAUAAAUACAGAAAAUGAACUGUUUUUUAUGGCUUCUACAUCACUGUAUGAGUUACCUACAUUAGCUUCAGCAUUCAAUACGCAUUAACACGUAUUCAAAGAUGCCUUGUAAUUAGCUUAGCCAUAGCUUCAAUGUUUGUUUGAAUGUUUUUUUCAUGUUGAUUUUUUUUAGCUUAUCUUAUUGUUAUUCGUCUUUGGGUUUCCUUUCAUGUCAUUUAGAGGAUAUUCAGAAAUGAUUGUUUUCUAUUUUAAAUGGAAG